UGUCUGCGCCCAUUGCCUGUUGUAGAAAAUCGUGUCAAUUAUUAUUCUGAUUUUUUACUGAAAACAAUGGCAUCUCAUGAAGGAAAUAUUUCAGUUCGUGAACGAAGACGGAAAAGAGCACGCAACUUAUUCAUCAAGAAACAUAAAACCACUCCUUCAGGGCAUGACCAUAAGGAAGAAGUUUCCUACUACUUUGAAAAUGGCUUACGGAAAGUGUACCCAUACCCAUUUUACUUCAAGACGUUUGUAAAGGGCCGCUGGAUUGGACGCACAUUAAUAGAUAUCUACUCUACAGAAUAUCAAGGCACAUCAUUGGAGGACCAUGUAACAGUGUCCUUCCUUGGACUUUUUAUUAAAAAUAUAGAAAAUGGAUUGGUGACAGUGGAUGGUAAGAGGGUCACACCAGAGUUUAAGUUGCAAUCCAACCAACUUAUUGAAAACAAACUACAUAGACAUGAAGGGCCUGUGCUGGACACACCUAUACAGAUAAUAGCGGACACAGAAGAUGUGUUAGUGGUCAACAAGCCCUCAUCCCUCCCUGUCCAUCCCUGUGGCCGAUAUCGACACAACUCUCUCUCCUUCAUACUCGAACAUGAGAAGGGAUACACUAACCUUAGAACCCUGUAUAGACUGGACCGGCUGACAUCAGGCGUUCUUAUAAUGCCAAAGAAUGCAAAGACAUCGAGCAAAAUGGAGUCUCAGCUUGAACGAAGGCUGCUUCAUAAAGAAUAUGUUUGCAGGGUGGUGGGAAAAUUUCCGGAUGGAGAGAUUGAGUGUCACGAGCCCCUGGACCUGUUGUCUCGUCGCCUGUCCAUGUAUGGAGUGAAACCCACAGGAAAACCUAGCUCUACAACAUUUACCCGUCUCAGCUACAACGGGACAUCCAGUGUGGUCAAAUGUGUUCCACACACCGGUCGCACCCAUCAAAUAAGGGUCCAUCUGCAGUACCUUGGUCACCCCAUUGUAAAUGACCCACUGUAUAACAGUACAGCAUUUGGAUCCAGCAAAGGGAAGGGGGGAAUCAUUGAACGCUCAAUGGAAGAGCUGGAGAAAAUAAUUGCAGAGACGAACAAUGUAGGUACAUGGGCAAUAGGGGACAAUCCAGACUAUGUAGCCAAGUUUGGUGAAGAUGGAUUGAAACCAGCACCUGCAGACACUUUACCUGUGGAAGAUGAGGAAGAGGAGGCUGAUACUGACAGUGAUGUGGUAGAUGGUGGGGGUGCUUACUUUGAUGAGGACAGGGAAAAGGUUGAGAUUGGUGGGGAUAGUGUUGAUAGUGGUGAAGGUAGAAGUGUUGCUGAUAUGCGUAAAGACUGCAGGGAUGGUUUAAUUGAUGAACAAGCUGUAAUUGAUGAAGUUAAAGAUGAACUGGUUGAGGGUGGAAGAGGUGAUACUAAAGAUAUUGGUAGAACUGAUAAAAGUGCAGAAAACGUGAUGAGCAUGUGUGAUGAAACUGACAUAAAUGUGACUUUAGCUAUAAAUGAUAUUGCUACACAAGAAUUUUCAACUGAGAGACCGUUGAAAAGGCCAAAACUAGAAACAGAUAAACAUACUACUCUGGCAGUUAUAAAUACAGAAAGUGCUCACACUACUAUCACACACGAGAAGCCAGCACGGCCGGUGUUUGAGCGGCGUAAAUUGACGGUGGACCGCCACUGUGACAUGUGCAGAAAGCUGUAUAUGGACCCAAAACCCCAGGACCUGAUCCUAUUCCUGCAUGCUGUCCGAUAUAAGGGUCCUGACUGGGAGUACAGUACCGAGUUGCCACCAUGGGCCCUGGAAGAUUUUGUGGAGACAGAAACCAACAGAACCACGAUACACUGUGCUAAGAACCUUGCCACCAAUGUAUGAACUGUAUGGUAAAUAAACCAGAGUCCUCUAUAUUGUGACUGCCGAUGUAUGAACUGUAUGGUAAAUAAACCAGAGUCCUCUAUAUUGUGGCUGCGGUUGAUUACCAAUACAUGGAUGGAUCUGCUACAAUGGGGCCCAGGGAGAGUUUGUGGAGCCGGAAAUCAGCAGAACUGCUAUAGAAUGUUCUCUGAACUGGGACACUGGGUUGUUGUGAAUGAACAGGAGAUAUAAUGAUUUCUGUUGCUGCAGUUUAGAAUGAGUAAUGGUACCAUACUGUAUUUGUUUGAUAUUUUCAAUUUUCACUCACAGUCCUCGCAAAACAGUCUUCAUAAAAAAUUGUGUUGAUGCUUAUUUCAUAGCCAAACAAAAGCUUUUUUAUAUUUGUUAUUCAUUGAUCAUUUAUUUUAAUGUAAUUUUGUUCAUACAACAAUAUUAAAUAAUUGGUAUUAG
Messenger RNA from Mya arenaria, 2301 nucleotides. RefSeq names its product pseudouridylate synthase RPUSD2-like. Lineage: Eukaryota; Metazoa; Mollusca; Bivalvia; Myida; Myidae. Bases 67 to 1851 code for a protein of 594 amino acids. Gene Ontology annotation, molecular function: pseudouridine synthase activity; RNA binding. The transcript is spliced from 11 exons. Gene Ontology annotation, biological process: pseudouridine synthesis. The record is from RefSeq and is a predicted model, not a curated record.